AUGAGCCAAGAAGGUAGCGCUAAACGGGCAGAUUUCAAGUACAAAAUUGGGAAAAUUAAGCAUACGCCUCCUGUUUUGAAAGAUGUGAGGAGCGGGCUGGAAUUUAUUGAAUUAGAGAAGCGCGACGAUGAGAAGGUGUAUGGUGUAACGAAAUUUCUUGGAAAUUACAAGGAAGAGAAAAAGCUUGGGCAAGGAACGUUCGGUGAAGUAUACAGGGGCGUGCACUUGGCCACACAGCGGCAAGUUGCCAUGAAGAAGAUCCUGGUCAAAACCGAGAACGACCUAUUUCCGAUCACCGCGCAGCGGGAAAUAACCAUUCUGAAGCGGCUGAAUCACCGGAAUGUGGUCCAGCUGAUAGAGAUGGUUUACGACUAUCCACCGGCGCAGAAUGGGGCAGCAUAUGGCCAGGACUCGUCGCAGGCCUCUGCGUCCGCAGAUACCAUGAAAUCCUUUUACAUGAUCCUUCCUUAUAUGGUGGCUGACUUGUCUGGAAUACUGCAUAACCCACGAGUAACGCUAGAAAUGGCAGAUAUUAAAAAUAUGAUGUUACAAAUAUUAGAAGGCAUCAAUUAUAUCCACUGUAAGAAGUUCAUGCAUAGAGAUAUUAAGACCGCAAAUAUUCUUUUGGAUCACAAGGGCAUAUUGAAAAUUGCUGACUUUGGAUUGGCAAGGAACUACUACGGUGCACCACCCAAUUUGAAAUAUCCCGGUGGCGCAGGAACAGAUGCAAAAUACACAUCGGUCGUCGUCACUAGAUGGUACAGAGCUCCUGAGUUGGUAUUAGGUGAUAAAAAUUAUACAACUGCGGUUGAUAUCUGGGGGAUUGGAUGUGUAUUUGCCGAAUUUUUUGAGAAAAGGCCAAUACUGCAGGGGAAGACUGAUAUCGACCAAGGACAUGUCAUUUUUAAGUUGAUGGGCACGCCAAGCGAUUCUGAUUGGCAACUAGCGCGGUAUUUGCCGGGUGCAGAAUUAACAAGGACUAGUUAUGAACCCACAUACAAGGAAAGAUUUGGAAAGUAUCUGACCGAAAAGGGACUGGACUUGCUUUCAACGCUUCUUUCAUUGGAUCCUUAUAAGAGAUUGACAGCUAUGGCAGCCAUGCAACAUCCAUUUUUCUCCGAGGAUCCGCUCCCUAAGUUACAGCUCACUCUUCCCUGUGAAGAAAGUCAUGAAACAGACAUAGCGAGAUACGGCCAAGAGAUGCAGAAGACAGUUAGUAACCUUCCUCCCGCAGCGCCUUCCGGUCAUGCUGUGGAACAGAGUCAGACUCAGCAACAGUCUUCUCGUCAUCAUCAAUCUCAACCAUAUCAGUCACUACCGCCCCAAAAGUCUUCGCAGCCGCACCCGCAGCAGAUACCAGAAGCUGCGCCCGUGCAGCAGCCCUCUCAGCAGCCGCCCCAAGAGCCGUCAGCUCAUCAGCAGCAGUACUCAUCGCGGGGCCCACAACAGCACAGGACCACGCCUGCUCCCACAUCUCUUCCACCGAAACCAAAACCCGCUCCACCGGGGGCAAGGUACAAUAGGGAAGCUCCUCCUCAGAACAAGCCCGUCAAACCUCUCACCCGGCAUCUUGGUGCUCAAUACCAGCAUAACAAUUAUGGCAAUUAUUAUAACCACUGGCAGGGUGGUGAACGCUAUUAUGAAACAUAUAACGAUGGGUAUCCCCACGCAGACCGGUAUUCGGAUGAUACUCAUUAUAAUGGUUACGGGUACAGAUCGAGGGGCUACCAGAGGUACGAUAUGCGCAGAGAAGGUGAGAGCAGAUAUAACCAGCGCCCGUAUGCUCCCCAGCAAGGAGCUGCAUAUAGACCCAAUCGACGUGACACAUACAAACUUGUCGAUAGAACAGGACAGCCGUACCCUCCGGAGCGUGUCCCAAAUCCAGAACUGCAUCCUUCCCCCGCCCCCCGUCCUAAACGCACGCUAACCAACACGACACAGUUGUCGUCGCAUUCUUCGGCAGCAACUGGGUCAACUGCCGCUUCUGGUUCAGCUGUCUCGAACUCGUCUGAGCCAGUACGCCGAUCUUCUACAGCCUCGCUGGAUAAUAGCGAAUCUGGCAACAUUUUACAGCAGAAACCCCCUCCUCCUGUCGCGAACCCACUAGAGGCGCGUAUCUAUGGGCGCGAUGAGGUCCAGUCCAACCACCCCGGUGGGCGACUGUAUCCACGCUCUACCCCAGACUCUAAGAACUCUGAAGGUGCUGCUCCCAGCGAGGCAAGUACAGAUCCUACAAAAAGAAACAUAGUUGAUUACUAUUAG
Molecule: messenger RNA, 2262 nt
Organism: Eremothecium gossypii ATCC 10895
Lineage: Eukaryota; Fungi; Ascomycota; Saccharomycetes; Saccharomycetales; Saccharomycetaceae
Gene: SGV1
Product: cyclin-dependent serine/threonine protein kinase SGV1
Exons: 1
Coding region: 1-2262 (753 amino acids)
Biological process (GO): protein phosphorylation
Cellular component (GO): nucleus
Molecular function (GO): cyclin-dependent protein serine/threonine kinase activity; ATP binding
Source: RefSeq, marked provisional